Peromyscus leucopus (white-footed mouse) is the source of this 1661-nucleotide messenger RNA. It is a transcript of the gene Coq10b, whose product is annotated as coenzyme Q10B. The coding region runs from base 68 to 790 and encodes 240 amino acids. Gene Ontology annotation, biological process: cellular respiration; ubiquinone biosynthetic process. The record is from RefSeq and is a predicted model, not a curated record. Gene Ontology annotation, cellular component: mitochondrion. Lineage: Eukaryota; Metazoa; Chordata; Mammalia; Rodentia; Cricetidae. The transcript has 5 exons. Gene Ontology annotation, molecular function: ubiquinone binding.
GGGCGGGCCUCAAGGCGGGGCCUCGGGCCUGGGGCCGGCGUCGGCUACCGGCUUCGGAAAGACGAUCAUGGCAGCUCGGACCGGUCCCAGGACGCUGGCCAGGGUGGUGUCGGGGUGCCGUUCGAAGUCGACCACCGUGGCGGAAGCCCCGGCGCGGGGGCCUGCGCGCAACGUCAGAUACUUAGCUUCCUGUGGUAUAUUGAUGAACAGAACUCUUCCACCACAUUCCUCAGUUUUGCCUAAAGAGAUCUAUGCAAGAACAUUCUUCAAAAUCACUGCGCCAUUAGUAAAUAAACGAAAAGAAUAUUCGGAGAGAAGAAUUAUAGGAUAUUCAAUGCAAGAAAUGUAUGAUGUGGUAUCAGGAAUGGAAGAUUAUAAGCAUUUCGUUCCUUGGUGUAAAAAAUCAGACAUACUAUCUAGGAGAUCUGGGUAUUGUAAAACCCAAUUAGAAGUUGGGUUUCCACCUGUUGUGGAGCGAUAUACAUCAAUUGUAACCUUGGUCAAACCACAUUUGGUAAAGGCAUCUUGUACUGAUGGGAAACUUUUCAAUCAUCUGGAGACUAUUUGGCGUUUUAGCCCAGGUCUUCCUGGCUACCCGAGAACUUGUACCUUGGAUUUCUCGAUUUCUUUUGAAUUCCGCUCACUUCUGCACUCUCAGCUUGCUACGUUGUUCUUCGAUGAAGUAGUGAAACAGAUGGUGGCUGCCUUUGAAAGAAGAGCGUGUAAACUCUACGGUCCAGAAACAAAUAUACCUCGGGAAUUAAUGCUUCACGAAAUUCACCAUACCUGAAAGGGAAAUAAGAACCCGCACCACCUAUCUUGACUAGUGUGUUCACUUUAGGAAGCCCUCUACCGCUAUUCAGAAGUCAGAGCAUUCGUUAAGCCCGCCGUGAUUCUAAGCCCGCGCCGUUGAAAAUUUGUAGAUUGAAUGUGGACCCACUUGUACAUAGAAUUAUUUCUUCAAUCAAGUGUGACUCAAAGUAAUGUGUACAUUUGCAGGUUCUGCCUUUGUAAUAAUGGUGUCAUCACUGUUGCUAGGAUACUGCAUCCCUCGUUUGAGCGCAGAGUGAAGGUAACACGUCUUUUAGUUAUCACCUUACAUGAAAGGUUAGCUGAGAUACAAUGUGUGCUAUAUUAACUGUAUCAUGUUUAAGUUAUUAGGUGCAGAGUAUUUGUAACUUAUUGUUAUUGGGCCUGCCAUAUGGCUUAGGAUAUUUGAGUAAUCAUAUAUUUAAUGUUCAAACUUUGAUUUAAAGUACUGCUAAUGAAGUCUUAGCACUUUUGGUAUUUUAAGUUGUUCGUGUGGGUAACAGUAGAUAAUUCAGUGUUGUUGGGAAGUUGCUUCCCAGGUACACUGAGUAGGUUUUCAUUUGGUUUUUUGUUUUGGUGAGAGGUCCAGAGCGCCAAGCUACUUUUCUAGACAUUUGAAACCUCCUUUGGGUGCUUCAGCUGUACUUUCAAAAUGCUGGUCGCCUGUCAGAGUCUGGUCUGCCACUGUAGGCAACAGAUAAGUUAGUUAAUAUGCCUCCAGCACUAUACACCCAUUUUCUAUUUAUUGUGCAUAUUCACUUUCAAUACUAUUCUAAACUGAUAUUUUUUUAAACAAAUCAAUGUAAGCGCUGAAGUCGUGACUUAAUAAAGUUAAUUUGUUUAUUUUUGUA